GGGCAGGAAGGAAGGCCUCUGUCUUGGAAAGCUACAGCCAGUCAGAUUAGAUAACAUAGUGUUAGAUGGUCCCAUAGUGUGACACCACCUUCUAUCCUCCCUAUAGACUGGGUCAUCAGGGUAAUUCCUCUGUGCAAGAGCUGGCCAUCAAGGAGAGCCAAAGGCCCAUCUAGUGGCCAGUCACAUGCUUCUGGGAAUCCUACAAUCAGAGCGUGAGGGCAAUAGCCCUUUCCUGUUUUAGUGUCGCAGCAAGAGCUAAAAUCCAGGCUGUGUCACCAAUGCAAACCUAAUGGUAUUCCUAAACCGGUGAUGGACUGGUUAAAAGCAGCCUGUCCGUAGACUGCUGGACAAGCGUCAAGGCGGUUGCUGCUGUAUUGCUACAUUAGCAGCAGGCGGGGAAAUGCAAAGAGCAGAACUUGCCUGAGGUGGCUGGGCGGACCUUUGCCUCCCCAGACGUUCACCAGCAAGCAUGAGGAUGAACAAAGGUAAGGGGAGAAUGUUGUGUUUUCCAACAAUUCCUUUCUGUGUGUUUCUUCGGAGCUGUGCAAGGCAGGUCUCUGGAAUGAGUGCAAGUCAGCCUCCCUGCCUCCUCCUCUCCAACUUGGAAGAGCAGGUGGGCUGUUGUGAUGAGCAAGAGAAUCAAAACGAUCAAGGGGCUUAAGGGGCGUCUGUAACAAUCUGGGACUUUUUAGUUUGGCAGACAAAGUAAGGAACGGUAUGAGAAAGGUGUACAAAGGUGUAUGAGAAAGGCAUGUGGAGAAAAUGGAGAGAGAAAAGUUUUUCUGCCUCUCUCGUAAUGCUAGAAUUCGGGAACGUUCAGCGGAGUUGAACGGUUGGGAGGUUCAGACAGACAAAGUCCUUCUUUGCACAGCACACAGACUGUGAAAUUUGCUCCUACAGGAUGCAGGGAUGGCCAGCAAAUUGGAUGGCUUUAAAAGAAGUCUAGACAAAUUUAUGGAGGAGAUGGCUGUCACUGGCUACUAUUGGAGGAAGUAUGUCUCUGAGUGCUAGUUGCUGGAAAUCAGAAAGAGAGCAAGCGAGAGCAGGAAGGAGAGAGAUUUUGUGCUCAGGUUCUGCUUUUGGGCUUCCAAUAGGGGUUUCAUUGACCCCUAGACAAGAUGGAUGCUGGUCUAGGUGGGCCUUAGUUCUGAUCCGGAAGGGCUCUUCUUUUCUUACGACUGGACAUCCUAAUACAGAGAGAAAUUGCAGCUGAUGACCUAAGGAUCGAAGGAGCUCUCUGAGGUGAACCACAUAGGCCUCUGGCUCUGAAUUACCUGUAUUCAGAUAUUGUGAUAUGCCCACAAGAAUGUAAGAAAAUCUCUUCUGGAUCUGACCCAAGGCCAUCUAGUCCAGUAUCCUGUUCUCAUGGUUGCCAACCAGAUUCCUAAGGGAAGCCUCCAAGCAGACCUGAGGGUGGCAGCAGUCUCCCCACUUUAGAUUCCCAGCAGCUGGCAUUCAGAGGCACCAGGUUGGCCCAAGGCAUUUUGGCACCUGAGGCAAACCACACAACAUGCCACUCCCCACCAGAGAAGAAGGGGUGAGUGAUACACCUGGGGAAAUCAAAUCACCUGAUGGCUGAAAUGAGAAUCAAAGGAUGUUGCUGGAGGGAAAGAAGCCACACCCAGGGCUGUCCUAGGAUUUUUUGGGGUAUUACACCAGCACAGCUUGUUUUUUCCCUGGUUUGAGAGCUUCUGUCACUAUCUGUCCCACAGGAUCAGUGUUGGCGUUGACUCUCAUUUGGCUCUUGGCAGCAAGGUCUCAGCCCCUCGAAGUGGGGGCCACCAACGAACAGGCCAGCCCCGAAAAGCAGAAGUGUCCCAGCCUGUGUGGUUGCAGUUACGACGAACGCAAUGAUGAGCUGAGUGUCUACUGCAGCUUGCGAAACCUCACCAGCCUUCCUGAAGACGUGCCCAGGGCCGUGAGGAUGUUGUGGCUGGAGGGAAACAAUUUCACUUCUUUGCCAGCUCUUGCUUUCAGGAACCUCUCCAGCCUGGAAUUUCUCAACCUUCAGGGCAGCCACCUGUCAAGCAUCGAACAGCACGCCUUCCACGGCUUGGAGGAACUCUACUCCUUGCUCCUCCAACACAACCGGCUGAAGUCGCUGGCGCCCAACAUCUUCCUCCAUCUGCAGAACCUGGUUUCCCUACAUCUCAACAACAACCAGUUUAGCAAGAUUGAGGAAGGUGUGUUUGCCGGGCUCUCCAAUCUCUGGUACUUGAACCUUGGAUGGAACUCCCUGGUGGUCCUGCCGGACAAAGUGUUUCACGAUCUACCCAACUUGCGAGAACUGAUCCUGGCUGGGAACAAGCUCCACUAUCUCCAACACCAGCUCUUCUACAGCCUCAGUGAGUUGAAAGAGCUGGACCUGAGUGGGAAUUCCCUGAAGGGCAUCAAGGGCAACAUCUUCACGAAGCUGCAGAAGCUGCAGAAGCUUUACCUCAGCCAGAACCAAAUCAACGCCAUCGCCCCACGGGCUUUCAUGGGCAUGAAGUCUCUGCGAUGGUUGGACUUGUCCCACAACCGCCUCACCAUGCUUUUUGAAGACACGUUUGCGGGCCUUUCAAGCCUGCAUGUGUUGCGCCUCUCCAACAAUUCCAUCGCCAGUCUGAGGCCAAGGACCUUCAAAGACCUCCAGUACUUGGAGGAGCUGCAGCUGGGGAACAACAAGCUCAGAAGCCUGCCGGAAAGGGCCUUCGACAAGCUGAGUCAACUGGAGGUUCUCACGCUCAACAACAACCAUAUCCAAGAGAUCAGGGCUGGGGCUUUCCUUGGUCUUUCCAACAUGGCAGUGAUGAACCUCUCUGGGAACUGCCUUAAGACCCUCCCAGAUUUUACCUUCAGGGGACUCAGCCAGCUGAACAGCCUCCACUUGGAAAACAGCUGCCUCAGCAGGAUAAGGCCACAGAUGUUCUCCGACCUUUCCAGCCUCCGGAGGCUCUUCCUGAGACACAAUGCCAUCUCAGAAAUGGAGGACCACAGCCUGAGCGAUUUGCACGAGCUCCUUGAUCUGGACCUCAGGCACAACCAGCUGAGCAGCCUCUCCCCAAACCAGUUUGCAGGCCUCCGGAACUUAGAAUACCUCCUCCUGUCCUCCAACCAACUGCUAGACAUCUCUCCUGAAGCCUUCACUCCACUUCUGCGCCUCUCCUGGCUUGACCUCUCCAGCAAUUGUUUACAGGCCCUGGAGAGUGACAUCUUCCGCUCCUUCCCCAGGCUGGGAUAUCUGAACAUCGGGAACAAUUCACUCAGAACCUUCUCGGUGGAUUGGCUGAGCCCUUCGCUCGUCCAACUGUGGCUGGAAGGGAACAAGUGGCAAUGCAACUGCUCGCUGAAAGGACUUAGAAACUUUGCCCUGCAGCACCCCAGUGUUGUCUUGCGGUACACGCAGUCCAUCACAGAAGGAGAUGCUCCUGUAUAUACUUACAACAACAUCACUUGCCUUAGCCCUGGGGAGGUAGCAGGACUAGAUCUUCGGGACAUCCAAGACACCCAUUUUGCCGAUUGCUAAAUACUGGUACUUUUUACUUGGUUUCCCCUGCUCCACCCUCCACAAAAAACGCUUUCUGUAUAGCUGGUGUCGGCAUGCUCUCCUGGACCCCAUGAUUUGACUAAAUGCAUCUCUUGCAGGGUGGCCCUCAGCCUGAUUUUAUAUGGCCCUUGGGCCUUUGCAAGCGAUCAAUGAAGACUCCUGGCAAGAGAGGACCGUCCUUCCACUGGUGGGAAGAGAAGGGAGGGAGGUGACAGAAAGAAAGAAAAUAGGGUGGCCCCAUUUUAACCUUUUCCUUUCUCCACUACCAGUUUUGGCCCCACUCACAGCGGCCCCUGACGGAUUGCCCCAAGGGAAGGCGGCCCUCAACAGAAAAAGGUUGCUCAAUGCUCAUCCCUGAUCUAUUGGGAAAGGGGGUGGUGGUCCCACCUCUGUGCCUUUCAACACCUCCUUUCCCCUUACUUUUUGGACGUGCUAUCCCCUGGAUGGGGCAGCCUGUGUGUCGGGUGGGAAGAUUUUCAUAAGGUUUCCAUUUCAGCAGGCAGUCCCAGGGGUGGGUGGGUGGGUGUCCCCCCCCCCCAGCACUAUUAGGCCAGUUACAGGUAGGUAGCUGUGUUGGUCUGCCGUAGUCGAAACAAAAGAGAAAAAAAUCGUUCCAGACCGACUAAGCUUGUUAUUGGUAUGAGCUUUCGUGGGCAUGCUUCCUGGUAUCUGAAGAAGUGUGCAUGCACACGAAAGCUCAUACCAAUAACAAACUUAGUUGGUCUCUAAGGUGCUACUGGAAGGAAUUUUUUAAAUUUUGUUUCGACUAUUAGGACAUUUAUCCUCCUCUGGCACUUUCAGGGACUGCACUCCUGACACAAGAGCCUGAUGCGAUGUACUUGACAUGCUCAAUUCCAAGUCGAGCAACUAAACAGGGGCUAGGCAGAUGCCACGAUGUGGCAGGUGCUCCAUGUGGCAAUAUAUACCCAUCAGGCUCGGCACCAGCAGGUGGCACCCUUGGGCCAUUGCCAGGGCCCUGAGGUCUUAGCAGGGCCCACCUCUGAUAUUGCCUGCCCUGGGUCCCUAAUAAUGAUCACUGCAGAGUCUCCAGUGUUCAGAUCUUGGAGCCUGCAAUGUAGUACUGCUUUGGGGCGUCCUGUGGAAUUGAAAUGGCGCCUCUCAGACCCACAAGGGGUGCCACCUGGUGCUGGUCAAAGCACGAUUGCAGCCUGCUGCUGUUUUCGCUGACAGGUAAGCAUGUCGGGGGAGGCUCCAAUGUAGGAGCCAGAUCCAAUACAUAUAGAAAUGUAGGAAGCUGCCUUACCCUGAACCCAGACCAUUAGUCCAUCUAGCUCAGUAUUGUCCACACUGACUGGCAGCAGCUCUCCACAGAGUUCCAGGCAGGGGUCUGGAGAUGCCAGAGGCUGGACCUGAGACUUUCUGCAUGCAUAGCAGAUGCUCUGUGACUGUGCUAGGAUGGAUAUGGUGUCAAAAUCCCCAUGGGAGCUUUUUGGCAGCUUUCCCCAUGGAUGCCAUAUGCUCUUAUAAACAGCAACAUGUUAAUAAACUUUCAGAGCUAUGGCAGAGCCUUUUGGUUUUUCUGAUGAUGCUUCGUCUAAAUAGGAACCACGAGAUCUGAGCUAUGGCUGUAAUACAGGUAAGUAGAUAAAACAGAGCUUCUUCGAAACUUCUUGUGCCUGAAGAAAAUAAAUCAGUGAGUAACACCAACAACACAAAUACUGUGUUGUAAAAAUGCAGAGACCAAUCACAAUUCAUUUCUCCAUCUCACCCAGGCAAAAUCUCUGGAGAGAAAGCAAAAGGCACCUGAAGGAUUGUCACAUUAUGUUCAGACAUCUCAUUCAAUUGGUGUGAAUUCUGUUUACGAAUAGACAAUCUGUGUUAUGCUCCACCUCUGCUCUUGGAGGCAGUAUGACUCUGAAGGCCAGUUGUUGGGAAUUGCAAGUGGGAAGAGUGCACUCAGGUCCUGCUUAUAGAAUUGCAGAGUCGGAAGGGACCCUGGGGGGGUCAUCUAGUCCAACCCCCUGCAAUCUUUUUCCCAACAUGGUGCUCAAACCCACGACCCUGAGUGCUUGUGGGCUUCCCAGUGGGGGAGCUGGUUGGCCCCUGUAAGAACAGGAUGUUGGACUAGAUGGGCCUUUGGACUUAUCUAGCAGGCCUCUUAUGUUCUUAACGGAGCUUGCAGAUAACUUCCUUCUGGAUUUGCAUUCAGAGAGGCAUAGAUUCCCCUCCCUUAGAUUAGCCACGUUUUUGCAACAGCCUUUAAACAAGAAAAUUGUGACCUCAAGCAGAUGCUGACCAUGGGACCCUCCUCUCCAGGCAGACAUGCUAUCACCUAAAUUGCACUGGACAGAUGCAAUAAAACAUUUAGUGCUUGGGAACCAGUCAUGGCCAAUCAAAAUUCAGAAGAUUUUUUAUUUUUUUAUCUCAUUGACCUACAGUUCUAAUCUGUUAGAUUAUACCAUUCUAGAUAGUCUAAGAAGUGCUGGUUGUGGAAUUCUGCUUUGGGGAAUUGUGGUUAUCAAAAUUGUGCAAUUAAGAUUUUAUUUUUUCUGGUUGAGACUGCUGAUUGAUCUUAUUGAUUCAGAGACUGGAAAUAUCUCACACCUAAUAGUGAACUCGAAUGAUGAGCAUUGACAGAAAUAAAGCUAAAACAGGCCUCACUGAGUCAUGAGUAUCUGCCUACUUGUAGGAGCCCCAAGAGUUGCAAAAGUACAGGGGGGAAAUGCUUAAAAUAAAUACAACUCCAACAAAAAAAAAGCAGAAGCAGCUCAAUCACCAUGGAAUAUUGAAUAUCAGUUGUAAAGUCAGGAGAGGAAAAUAACAAUAAAUAUCUCAUUGACCUGC
Molecule: messenger RNA, 6334 nt
Organism: Podarcis lilfordi (Lilford's wall lizard)
Lineage: Eukaryota; Metazoa; Chordata; Lepidosauria; Squamata; Lacertidae
Source: the annotation of a GenBank genome assembly